Phoenix dactylifera (date palm) is the source of this 1469-nucleotide messenger RNA. The record is from RefSeq and is a predicted model, not a curated record. Lineage: Eukaryota; Viridiplantae; Streptophyta; Magnoliopsida; Arecales; Arecaceae.
AUAAAAAGCGCGCCCUCUGAGAAAGCCUGUCUGUUCUUUUACUGGAGAGAGAGAGAGGGCCAAACUCUCUGAUUGAUUAAGAGAGAGAGAGGGAGAGAUUUCUUCUUCUCCCUGCCCCAAAUCUUUCUCAGAGAUCUCUCUGCCCACCUCUCUUUCCUCGCAUUCUUUUCUUCUUUUCUCUUUUAUGUUGCUGCUAGAUUAAUAAUUGGAGUUGGGAGAAGAGGGUUGGUGGUGGUGCUCGCUGGUGCUGGAAUGGCGGCUCUGCAUGGGGGUGGAGGUCGGAUUCUGAGACGCUGAGUUGGAUUUCUUCCCAAGCGGGACCAUGAAGUUCGGCUCAAAGAAGGGGUGGAAAACCCUUAUGCCUCUUCGCCUGCAUAGGAAAUCUGCUACCCGUUUCUGUAUGUUUCCCAAGGUCCGCUCUGCCAGCCAAACACCAGGAAAUGCACCGGUUUAUCUGAAUGUCUAUGAUUUGACGCCCAUGAAUGGCUAUGUUUAUUGGGCAGGCCUUGGGAUUUAUCACACUGGCGUUGAAGUUCAUGGUGUGGAAUAUGCAUUUGGGGCACAUGACUAUCCAACAAGUGGGGUCUUUGAGGUUGAGCCUCGGCAAUGUCCAGGCUUCAGGUUUAGAAAAUCGAUAUUCAUGGGUACAACCUGCUUAGACCCAAUGCAGGUUAGAGAGUUUAUGGAGCUUCAUUCUGUAAACUACAAUGGAAAUACAUAUCAUUUGAUUGUGAAGAACUGCAACCAUUUUUGCAAGGAUAUUUGUUAUAAGCUGACUGGCAACAGAAUUCCAAAAUGGGUGAACAGACUUGCCAGGAUAGGAGCCCUCUGCAACUGCUUAUUGCCUGAGACCCUUAAGAUUUCUGCUGUUCAUCAUGACCCAGAUUCCCAAGCUGAGGAUGGCGAGAAAAGGAGGUUGAGAAGUGCCUUCAGUUGCCUAUCUUCAAUCUCUAUGCGUCAGAGGCAGUUGUCAGCAUCCUCUCUUUUCUUGCCCUCUCCCCUAAAAGGGUGCCUUCCACCAUGGGAGUUAAAAAGGUCUGGUGCCAUCCUGUUGAAGGAGAGGUAACAGAUGUUAUGUGUUGUUGAUUACAUUCCAAAAGAACCAGCUGAUUUAUCAGAGAUCUUUUUCCACCAGGAAAGCAUUUGAUCAGUUUUUGAGCUCUGGUAUGAAAUGAUGGCAAUGUAAAACAAGAUACAAGCUUUUCAGGAAAAAUUGCCACAGGGAAAAGCAUGGCAAAAUGUUGUUUGAUGCUAAGUGAAGGGAAAGUGUAUAAGUCUUUGUAUGGUUUUGUUUAGGCUGGCAUACUAAGUGGUGACUGUCUUAUGUGGCUCUGUAUCUGUCUGAUGAUUUUAAACUCUAGCAAUGCUGUCAUUUUGUCAUGGCAGUGAUGGUAUCCCAUGUCGAAAUGACUGCUGUUCUCAUUUCCUUGAAAUACUAAUGCUUGAUGAGCUUUCUUGUGUUGUACUUC